Molecule: messenger RNA, 3094 nt
Organism: Scophthalmus maximus (turbot)
Lineage: Eukaryota; Metazoa; Chordata; Actinopteri; Pleuronectiformes; Scophthalmidae
Gene: ankk1
Product: ankyrin repeat and kinase domain containing 1
Exons: 9
Coding region: 192-2462 (756 amino acids)
Biological process (GO): protein phosphorylation; regulation of cell cycle process
Cellular component (GO): cytoplasm
Molecular function (GO): protein binding; protein kinase activity; ATP binding
Source: RefSeq, a predicted model, not a curated record
CACAGCCAGCUGCCAAUGAUUUUACUGUGUCCAUGUUCUACUACUUUCUCUUCGCUGCGUGAGGCUCAAGCUCCUGCGGUGCCUACUGAUCGAUACUGAUCUGCAGGAUAAGCUCUGUUUAUGUGUAGGAUUAGAGAGUGACUGUGUUGUGGGGGCUUGUGUCAGAGAGGACUUCUGUACUCGACUACUGUAUGGAUUGGUUUGAGGGAUCCCCUGGGCAGUUCAGGGACUUCAAGAAGGGCGACUUCGAGGCUAACUGGAUUAAGCUGGCGGAAUGCAGAUUUAAUCAGGUGUACCAGGUCAAGCUCAAAGUCUGGCGGGAAAAAUGUGCCCUGAAAAGCUUUGACACAACGUUGUGUGGAAACAACUUUUACAGAAGAAUAAUAGAAGAGGUGUCCAACAUGGCCAAAGUGAAAUUCAAGUAUAUUAUAUCAGUCUACGGACUGUGUAGUGAAGCGACGGCUGUGGUGAUGGAGUACAUGAGUAAUGGAUCACUGAACAAUCUCCUGGCCAGUCACACGUUGAUGUGGCCAAAGAAGUUCCAGCUGAUUCAUGAGGCCUCCAUGGGCAUGAAUUUCCUCCACAGUAUGAAACCUCCGCUACUCCAUCUCAACCUCAAGACGUCAAACAUCCUACUAGACGAUCAUCUCCAUGCCAAGAUUUCAGAUUUUGGUUUGAUCCACUGGGAAGAGGGCACGAGCAAGAAGUCGUUCAUGGAGCAUCUGACAGCAAGAGGGAACAUAAGCUACAUUCCGCCCGAGAUAUUCACUCAGUGCCCUGAUCCUCCAGGAACUUCUUUUGAUGUUUACAGCUUUGGAAUUAUGAUGUGGGAGAUUCUGACGCAGCACAAACCGUAUGCAGGGUGCAGCGUGACCACAGUGCUCUUGCAGGUAUCACACGGGAAGAGACCCUGUGUGGAGAUGAUACCCGAUCAGAAGCCCUACGAGUGUGAGCCAAUGAUCAGCAUCAUGCAGCAGUGUUGGGACCAGGAUCACUGGAAGAGGCCACAGUUCUCAGAUACUGUGAUGAAAACGGAGGCUCUGAGUGAAGUCAUGAAGAUCGCUGGACCAAUCCACAGCCACCAAAACGAAGAUAGGGACCAGACAACAGAUUAUUCUUUGCUGGUUCCCCCAGUACAUAAAAUUGCUUUGCAUGAUAUGCCUGCUCUCCCCUCAGAUGACCAACAUGCCACAUAUGGCAUCCUCUCUCUUUUGUCCAAGAAGGACUUUGGUAGUUUCAGACGGUCUGUGAAAAGGGAGCAUGUAUGCACACAGUUUUCAGGGGAAAGGAGGCUCCUUCACUACACGGUAGCCAGCGGAGAUGCGGAGAGUGUCGAGCGAGUCCUAAGUCUGGGUGCUGACGUCAACUGUGCCACUGCCAGGGGUUACAAUCCUCUUAUUAUUGCUGUUCUGCACAGGCUUCAUGAUAUCAUCCCUCUUUUGCUGGAACGCGGUGCAUCAGCUACCCAGGGAGAUGAGGACCAGUGGACAGCUCUACAUUUUGCUGCUCAGAAUGGCGACGACAGGACUGUACGUCUCCUUUUGGACAAAGGAGCUGUGGCGGAUGCCCGGGAAAAAACAGGCUGGAUGCCCCUCCACCUGGCCUGCCAGAACGGCCAUGAGACAGUGGCGCGCCUGCUGAUUUCACGGCUGUCAGAGGUAGUAGUCAGAGAACGGCAGGAGGCGCGAGGGAGGACGGCGCUCCAUCUCGCCUCUGCCUACGGGCAUCUGAAUAUUGCCAAGCUCCUCCUCACGAAGGGAGCAGAUCCCAAUGUUACCGACUGCUCUCUUUUCACUUCUCUUCACUUGUCAGCUGAGGAAGGCCAUAACAGAGUAGUACGAGAGUUGCUGAAGAGUGGGGCGAGUGCUGAGAGUGCAGACAGCAGGGGAUACACUGCACUUCACCUGGCUGCUCUGAAGGGUCAUACAGGCAUAUGCAGGCAGCUGUUGUCAAACGGAGCCAGCCCAGACUCCAGGACCCUCCAAGGCUGGACUCCCAUGCACCUUGCUGCCCUGAGGGGCCAUGAAGCCACGGUGGUCCAGCUGGAGAGUCACGGUGGCUGUGUUAAUGCUACGGGUGAGAAUGGAUGGACCCCACUCCACCUUGCCUGCCACCACAGCAAAUCGGAAGUGGCGGCAAAGCUCCUGCUAGCCAGAGCCGACCCAAACGUGCCGGAGGAGCGUACAGGAUGGACCCCGCUACAUGUUGCUUGUAGCAGUGUCAGUUUUCCAUGUGUCCUCCAGUUGAUAUCAAAUCAUGCAGAUGUCAAUGCAGUAAACUCGGCAAAGGCGACACCUUUACACUUGGCUGCCCAGCAGGGUUGUGUGCCAAUUGUAAAGGCUCUGCUGCUGAAUGGAGCAGACAGGACACUGCUGGAUUCUUCUGGAUCCACGGCUCUCACUUUGGCUCAGAGGUGUGAAAAAUGGGAAAUAGUGCAGCUACUGGAGAAGAGCUCUUGGUAAAGCAAUUUGAAAGGAAAGGAUAACGAUACACUAAAAACAUCAGUGACACAGCUGGAAUAUCAUUAUCUUUUUGAGAUUUAACAAGGCACCUUUAAGAGAGAUUCAGAAAAUAUUUUUAAAUUUCUUUUCUUUUUUAAAAGAAAUAUAUAACACAGCACAACUGAAAUGCACAAAUAGCAUUUGAACCAUUGCAUCUGUCUAUUUAUCCCAAUUCAUUUCUCAUGUACAUAUGCCUUAGAGCCCCUUACAUUUUGUUGUCAAAUCAUUGUAUAAUAAAAAAAUUUUGCUAUUUUGUUUUUGAAAAAGCAGCUAUUUUUUAAUUCAUCUAACUACUUAACCUAUAAUGUUUUACAACUGAUUUUUGCCAAGUCAGGCAUUUCUUUUGAAAAUAAUCCUGUAUAAUACCCUGUAAAACCCCACAGGGUGAGUCAACACAUGGGGUCAGAAUCAGGUGAAGUAGACUAUAAUGGCAAAAAUACAUCGAUUCCCCUCUUUGAAUCACCUUGAUUAUUAAUGUUUGCUUUCCUCGUGAACAGAGUGCUGCUCCCACAUAUGGUCUAAAAUGAGUCUAUAAAUAUGCUGCUGCUGUAAUGACUUAUAGAGAUUUAUUUGAUUAAACCUGUCAAAUCUUA